Molecule: messenger RNA, 1008 nt
Organism: Photinus pyralis (common eastern firefly)
Lineage: Eukaryota; Metazoa; Arthropoda; Insecta; Coleoptera; Lampyridae
Exons: 5
Coding region: 177-890 (237 amino acids)
Source: RefSeq, a predicted model, not a curated record
AUAUGCUUGAUAUGGUAUCUAUUAUUAGACAAAAAUACGAUAAAUAUCACCGAUAAAUUACUUUUUAAUGAGUUAGUAUCUCAUAUCUCGUAUACAAAGGUUCAACAGGGCAGCAUAUUAUUCGGAGAAAAUAAAUACACAAUCAAUUACUUAGUGUCUAAAUCUCGGUCUAUAUAAUGACUGGAAUUUAUCUACUUUUCUUUGCGAAUAUUCUAUUGGUGAAUGCAGGGAUAAAUCCAAAAACGAGAGUGUACUUUAAGCAAUGUAUGGAAGAAGAUGCGGUAGAAAAUAACAACGCAUGCUUACUAUUGAAUGCACAAAGAGUUGUCGCUCUUAUACCAAGUGACAAACCCAUUGAAAUAAAACAGUGGACGAUUAAAGGAACCAAACUGCUAAGCUAUGACCAGCAUUACCAGAAUAUCAAGUUGUACAAUCAUCAUCAAGCGAAAAUUCUCAAGGCAGGAUUAGAAGCAAAUGAAAUCUUGGAAACAUGGAAGCUUGUACUAGAGUUUCAUGUUCCGGAAGUUCUGUUUGUUAGCGACUAUGAGUUUGAACCUGGUAGUAAAUUACUUAAUGUCGAUAUUGCCAGUAAAGGAAAAGUAACAUAUCACCACAAGGAUUACAACGGUACACUGACGCUUUCCGGUGGAGUUACUUUUGAUCCCGAUGCUAAUUUUACCGCAACGGACAGUAAAGUUUCAUUAACUAUGGGUGGAAUGUCGGCCCGCUUUGAAACUGGAGACUCGAAAUUAGAUGAGAGAAUUAACACGGUUUAUAAUGCCAAUUGGCCCGCUAUCUUUGAGGAUGCGACUGGUGAAUAUACGAAAGUGUAUGCACAUGUUUACAAAAAUAUAGCAAACGACCUCAUUUUUGACAAGGAACCUUACUAGCCUAAGCACUUAAAUCUGUUACUUUUGUUACUGUGAGGUAGUUACUUCGUUACUCGAAAUACUUAUGGAAACCAUAGUAUAGAUAUAUAGUAAAUACACCUGUAGUUACGUACCAAUA